AUGCCAACGAAAACAGAUGCUUUGCUCUAUACAAUAGCUCUUCUUCUCUUCAUCAUUCACUUGCUUUCACCUCAUUUAGCUGAAAUAUAUUUUGCUUAUCAAGCGCGUAACUAUGGAUCAGAGGCUAUAUUAAUCCCGGCAGCUAAUACUCGAAUCUUUUCCCGAAAUCCUGGCAAAUGUUCAGAUGUUGUUCAGAAUGUUCUCGAUGUUCAAAUGAAGAGAUUUUCUCCAGUUACUGAAGAAAAACAAGUGGUAAAAGUACUAAGUGAGGAGAGUUUUAGCCAUUUUGUUGCCAAUAAUCGGUAUGUUAUGGUGGUGUUUCAUGCAUCAUGGUCCCCUUUGUGCCGAAAAUUAGCCCCAGAAUAUGCAGAAGCUGCCAGAGAGCUGAAGGGUGAGGUUGUGCUAGCAAAAGUGUAUGCUGAUAAAGAAAAAGGAUUGGAGAAGAAGUAUGGAAUUAAGUGGUAUCCAACUUGUUAUUUCUUCGUUGGUGGAGUGAAUGUUCAUCCUUGUAAUUUUGUAAGGAAGAGGGAUGCCAAUGUGAAGUGGGCAAAAACUCAGAUGGGUCUUGGUGUCUACAAUAUAACGACAGGAGCAAUUUGA
This is a messenger RNA of Mangifera indica (mango), 600 nucleotides long. Its product is annotated as protein disulfide isomerase-like 1-4. Gene Ontology annotation, biological process: response to endoplasmic reticulum stress; protein folding. Gene Ontology annotation, cellular component: endoplasmic reticulum. NCBI's taxonomy places the organism in Eukaryota, Viridiplantae, Streptophyta, Magnoliopsida, Sapindales, Anacardiaceae. Gene Ontology annotation, molecular function: protein disulfide isomerase activity. The record is from RefSeq and is a predicted model, not a curated record. Bases 1 to 600 code for a protein of 199 amino acids. The transcript is spliced from 2 exons.